CCCCCCGGCGCCCCCUCGGCCCCUCGCCUUCCUCUUCCCGGCGCGGCCCCCCGGCUUCCGCGCCCCGCCCGCCACCAACCCGCUCGCCACCAUGUCCGUGGAGCUAGAGGAGGCCCUGCCGCCCACGACCGCCGAGGGGGCGGCCAAGAAGGCGGCCAAGGCCGGCGGCUCGGCGGCGCUGUCCCCGUCGAAGAAGAGGAAGAACAGCAAGAAGAAGAACCAGCCGGGCAAGUACAGCCAGCUGGUGGUGGAGACGAUCCGCAGGCUGGGCGAGCGCAACGGCUCGUCGCUGGCCAGGAUCUACGCCGAGGCCAAGAAGGUGCCGUGGUUCGACCAGCAGAACGGGCGCACCUACCUCAAGUACUCGAUCAAGGCGCUGGUGCAGAACGACACGCUGCUGCAGGUGAAGGGCACGGGCGCCAACGGCUCGUUCAAGCUGAACCGCAAGAAGCUGGAGGGCAGCGGGGAGCGGCGCGGGGCCGCGGCCGGGGCCCCGCCGCCCGCCGCGCACAAGGCCAAGAAGGCGGCCGCGGGCGCCGCAGCCCCGCGGCGCGCGGACAGGAAGCCCGCCAAGGGCGCCAAGCCGGAGAAGCGCUCGCACAAGAAGGGCGCCGCCUCCAAGCAGGACAAAGGCAGCAAGGCCAAGAAGGCGGCGGCCGCCGCGGGCAAGAAGGUGAAGAAGGCGGCCAAGCCCAGCGUCCCCAAAGUGCCCAAGGGCCGCAAGUGAGCGCGCCCCUCUAGCCCGCCAGCGGCCGCUGCAGCCCGGCCCGGCCCGGGCCGCUCCAUCUCGGCCCCGGGCCUCCCCUCCCCCACCGGCGUAGCGGUUUUUUUUUUUUUUUCCGUUGUUUGCUUUAGGUUUUUGAAACAGCCCUGGCGACGCCCCCAUUGGCUCUCGCCCUUGGCAACGGCCGUCGUUAUGGUUACCGGCCCCUGGGCGCCAAUGGCCGCGGCCGCCGCCCUCCCGCUCGGGCGCAAGCGCUGGGCGGCCCGGGCCGGG
This is a messenger RNA of Lepus europaeus (European hare), 997 nucleotides long. RefSeq names its product histone H1.10. Gene Ontology annotation, molecular function: structural constituent of chromatin; DNA binding. The transcript has a single exon. Gene Ontology annotation, cellular component: nucleosome. The coding region runs from base 92 to 727 and encodes 211 amino acids. Gene Ontology annotation, biological process: nucleosome assembly. The record is from RefSeq and is a predicted model, not a curated record. NCBI's taxonomy places the organism in Eukaryota, Metazoa, Chordata, Mammalia, Lagomorpha, Leporidae.